Messenger RNA from Anoplophora glabripennis (Asian longhorned beetle), 5148 nucleotides. RefSeq names its product C3 and PZP-like alpha-2-macroglobulin domain-containing protein 8. Lineage: Eukaryota; Metazoa; Arthropoda; Insecta; Coleoptera; Cerambycidae. Bases 1 to 5148 code for a protein of 1715 amino acids. The record is from RefSeq and is a predicted model, not a curated record. Gene Ontology annotation, molecular function: endopeptidase inhibitor activity. Gene Ontology annotation, cellular component: extracellular region. The transcript is spliced from 22 exons.
AUGCCACUAGGUCAACGAUAUCACAUGUCCUUUCAGCAUGAUGGUGCGCCUCCAGAUAAUUCCCACAAAGUUAGAGAAUUAUUAAAUCAUAAUUUCGAGGACAAUUGGAUCGGCCACGGUAUCCUGCCCCUAAAGGUACCCGCAGAGGCCACCGGAAGUUGUACGCUGCAAACUCUGAUAAACUGUACCGGAAACGACAAAUGCGAGCUCCAAAGUUCUUCCCAAAUGAGACUUGUCGGCCCUGUCAGGGAUGUCAUCAUUCGUCCCGCCAAGCACGCGUACAGGCCUGGAGAAACCAUUUCCUUCUGGGUGCUGGCCCUCGACCACGACCUCCAGAUCGCGUCAGGCUCCAUCGGCAGCAUAAGCGUGAAGGAUCCAGCAGGAACAAAGGUCGCCUUGUGGGAUCAAGUAGCUCUGGAUGAAGGUGUGAAAUCCUUCACUCUACCGCUUUCUGAAUACGUGCGAUCCGGGAGGUGGCUGGUGCAUGUGGAGGUGGAGUCGACGGAAUUUUCGACCCCCAUCGAGAUCGCGCCCGGCGUUGGAAACGGCCUUCCUGAUGUCGCGGUAGCGGAAGAGCACUACGUCGAGCUGAGAUUCGGAAGAGAAAUGAGACGCAGAUAUAAGCCUGGACUGCCUUUCUCUGGAAAGGUGGAAGCAAUGAGCACCGAGAAGUCAGUGAGAGUCCGCGUUAAAGUCUACGAUAAUACCACUUCCAUAUACUCCCAGGAUAUUGAAAUAUCAAACGGCGAGGGCACUUUUGUUGUUCCUGCCAUCCUGGCCGACAGCGAUGUUAUUGCACUGCAGGCGGAGCUCGUGUCCGUCGAGAGCAAAGAAAUUGAAAGCCAUUACGUGCUGGCGAGAGAGCCCAUUCACAAAUGGAAUUCCUCAUCAGACUGUUAUCUCUUGAUUGAAGGCGUCGAGCACACUUUGCAGCCCGAGGAAGAGGCGCACGUGGCCAUUUUAUCAACAUGCCCCUGCGAACGUGACCUGCAUUACGUCAUCACCACGGACGGCCGCAUCACCGAUUGGGCGCAGCGCAGAUACGAGGACCCCGUGCUCCCGGCCUCCUCCGCCGCCGCUGGAGCUGUCUGCCGACUUAAUUUCAGUUUCACCGUACGAUCCGUAAUGGCGCCUGUUAGUCAGCUCUUGGUGUAUUAUGUUACACCCCAGGGUGAGCCUGUCAGUGAUGUUAUCAGUUUCGACGUCAAACUGCUACACCGACAGGUUUACGUAAAUCUAGAGGAACGGGAAUGGUGGCUUCCCGGUCAAUCCCUGGAUUUGGAAGUUGAGGCCGAACCUUCGUCACUCGUGUGCCUGCUGGGCGGCCGCGCGGGGGGAAAUGGAGAUAUCAGAUUUGAUCCCCGGAUUAGCGAAGAACACGAGCCGACAUCCAUAACAGGUGAGGUGGAUUUCCUGGAAGCCGGCGUUUCGUUUUUUCAACGGCAGUGCAUUAAGCGCAGCAAUUCCGGUCUCUCCGCCGUCUCCUACAGGCAGCGGGGCUCCGGAGCGGGGCCUUCGAACAGGAGGCGGCCUCCCGAGAGCUUCGUGGGUGGGGCACCUUUUGAUCAGCUCUGGCUCUGGAAGUGCUUUAAUUAUUCAUCAGAAAUAGCGUCCACCGGAUUGACAAUCACGGCCCCCGAAGAGGCCGGUAAGUGGUCCCUUUGGGCGCUGACCGUGUCCAGCAGCGGCCUCAGGUUUUCCGCUCCCGUCCAAGUACAAGUUUUCCGACCGCUACAAGUGGAAUUUCAUCUGCCCCCGAGCCUCCGAGUGAGGGAAACUUUGGAAGUAGACAUUAAGAUAGGAAAUAAUAUUAACUCCUGCAUGGACGUAACAGCUUUAUUGGCCCUAAGUGAGGGGGCGCAAUUCCUCAGUAAUGGCCUUUUGUAUGUCACCGAGAGGCUAAGAUUAGGACCGCACGGAGCCACCUCGCUGGUUGUGAGGCUUCUCGUCACAUCGCCUGGCCUGAAGAACAUGACAGUGGAGGUGAACGGGUACACGAGUUCGAGCUGCGAGGGCACGGAUCGCAUCAACAACACGACAUUAACUGGGGCAGUGGUGCAUUCCGCCACCGUCAAAGUCUACCCGGAGGGCAUUGUUAAGACCGACACGGAGAGCGCCUACUUCUGCGCCAACGAGAACUUAAUCAUUUCAACAAUAGACAACUACAAGUACGAGUGGAUAGCAGCACCCAGAAACCACCAGAGCAUCAUUAUAGAAAUGAAAGCGGGAAAAUCUAAAAAUAUUGGACCUCUUCAUAUCGCCCUCGGAGAAUCCCGUUCAAAAACAGAUAAAAUGUAUAGGAUAUCUGUUGGAGAUGCUGACAACAGUAAUACGUAUAUUGGAAGGGGGAAGCAUGGAUAUGGCGUCCAACUGACAAGCAUCGAAACGCCGGGGAUCCUGUCGGAGGAUGAGUGGAAAACGUUCUGGGUGACAUGGGAGAGAAACACGAUAUGCUUCGGCAAUGGUUCGGUGCCUCAUAAUAACACUCUGCUCAAGUGGAGGAUGGACAAAAAGAUUAAGAUUCAACAGAUAGGGUUCGCAUCGUCCUGGGGCACGCCGGCAGAAUUCAGGAUAUGGAACUUCAACGAAGAAUCCGGCUUUUCCCAAGUGCUCCAUCUAGACACACCGAAAUCAGUCGUGCCGGGCUCUGAAUGGGGUGAAUUGCUGGUCGCAGGGGGCUUGGCUUUGCCGGCCAUAAACAAAAGGAUCGAAGGCGGCGGCUUGACAGGUGCCCUGGCAUCCUUGAGCCCUCUCCUCACCUUGCAACACCUUGGAAGAAGAGCUAACGAGACCGAACGCCUACAAGUUCUGCAAACUUUACCUGGAAGCAUUCAAUCAAUCCUCUCCUAUCGAAAAGUGGAUAACUCCUUCAGCGAGCACCAGAUGCUGGGCAGCCACCGAUCGACCGUAUCAAUCUUAGAGGCCCUGACUAAGGUCCAGACAUACUUCAGCGUUGAUCCAGACCUCAUACAGGCCAUCAAACGGUGGGUCCAACUGCGACAGGAAGAUGACGGCAGAUUCACACCACUGGAUGCAGAUUUCAAAUUACCAUCCACUUAUGGGUUCAAUCCAACCAAGAAGAAUUUGACUUCGGACGCGGUAAUUUUCGAAAACGUCGUGGAGAUUACCGCUGAAACCGUGAUAGCUCUUUAUGAAAUUGGAAUCGAGAGUGACACUGAUUCAGACACCCUGCAGAAAGCUAAAAUAUUCCUGGAAAACAGUCUACCUAACGUAGAAUCUCCUGAGACCAUAGCCGCGGUCACCUUGGCUUUAGUUUUGGUGAGAAGCGCCACUGCGGCAUGGGCCAUAGAAAAAUUGCGAAACGCCUCUACUACGGAGGACGGUGAGUUCGGGUGGCCGCAUUUUAUGCCCCGAAGGGACGCAGCUGAUUGGCUCUACGAGUCAGAAUCGGGGAAAACCCUAAAGGAGCCUCUCGUUGCUACUGUGGAUGAGUAUAAAGCUUCCCUCUAUGCUCUUGCGACAUUCUGUCUCAUUGGUGACCUGAAAUCUGCUGAAAGUGUGGCUAGAUUUCUAUUCUAUCGAUCCCAUAUGCUGGAUAAACACCAGGAACUCCUCUAUCCGGCUGUGAAGGCUUUUUCUCAGUACGAUUCCUUAGCAAAAGACAGACACAGGUCACUCACAGUUUCCUUAGCCACUUCUGGAAUGGAGUUAACAGAUACCUUAGAAUUGGACUCUAACAAGCCGCCGCAGGUGCUGUAUCUACCAAGUUUACCCACCAAAGUGUUUGUUUACGCCACUGGAGCUGGUUGUGCCACCAUACAGGGUAAAACAACAUUUUCUACAUAUUCAGCCAAAAGCAAAACGCAGUUGCUGGAGCUAUGGUCAGGAGUUGUGGAAGAAAUUCUUCCUGAUCGCAGUUCAGUUGAAGAAAUCGAAGGAAAAUUACCAAUGCUUAAAUUAAAAACUUGCUUUAAAUGGAAAGGUAGUAAACCAUCUUCAGUACUGCGAUUAGAGAUUAGCCUGUUCUCUGGCUUUGAACUGACAACCACCCCUCCACAAUUACUAAACCCUCCCCAAGAUAUGGCCGAAAUGCAGCACAGCUAUCACGCAAACAAGCUCUGGUUUAUCUUCGCCAAUGUAUCCACCACAUGUCCGAUUUGCGUUCAGUUUGUGGCAAGAAGCGCCUUCGUAAUAACAUCGCUUCGACCUGCUUAUGCCAAAAUUUACCCAGCGUCCAGAGAGGAUCUCGCCGCGGAAACGUUUUUCCACGCUCAGUUCAAAAGCAAUUUGCUUAAAAGCGUCACGGCAGAUGAUAUGAUUACUUGGUUUGGUGCUAAUGGUACCAACACGGAACUCGUAUUAGAUACACCUUUAGAAUGUAAGGUUAAAGAGGUACAGUCAAUAAUUAUCACCAACAUUACACAGGAGACUUCUGCUACAACCUUAAUUCCCUUAAUCUUACAGAAAAUUAAUGUGAUCAGUAUGGGUACAGUUACCAGUAACAUUGAAACUACAGAAUCUGCCACAUUCAAUGAGGCUAUCACUAGCUCAUCUGACUAUGUAACUAAAGACAGUGAUAAAAACAUAUCUGGUCUCUCAGAAAUACCAACUUCAACAGAGAUUCCUGCAACAAUUUCUUUUACUGAACAAAUUACUACGAUGUCUAGUGUUUCUACCAAUACAGAAGAAAUGGAAGAAAAAAAUACCAUACCUCAUGACGACAGCAUAGUUAAAUUCAUUAGUCCUAAUUUAUUUGCUGACAAUUUGACUUACAGAAAGCAAAGUGACCAUGUUACAACUGAACUCAGUACUGACGCAGAGGAAAUAUCUACUACUUCAAAAUCUUCCGAAGUUGCUUCAAUUUUUGUAACUCCAAGCACUACAAUAUCAACAACAGACAAAUUGGAAGAGUCACUUCCAAGAAAAGUUACUGAAAGCAGACGUCACUCACCUAUCAAGCACAUAAACAAGGAAGAAGUCCACGAUAUACCAAAAAAGUACGACAAAGUUAAAGACGAAACAGAGGAACAAGUAACUUUUGCUCCGGAAAUAAAAAAUGAUCAGUACAUUCUCUUAGACAAAGAAGCACUGUGGGGAAUGUUAAAGGAAGUUGUCGACGACGAAUUUAAGAGAAAAACGAAUUCGAAAAUUAUCAACAGAGAAAAAUUAAGUCAGGGAUUCACGUAA